This is a messenger RNA of Raphanus sativus (radish), 1146 nucleotides long. Its product is annotated as protein-S-isoprenylcysteine O-methyltransferase B. Lineage: Eukaryota; Viridiplantae; Streptophyta; Magnoliopsida; Brassicales; Brassicaceae. The coding region runs from base 313 to 963 and encodes 216 amino acids. Gene Ontology annotation, biological process: C-terminal protein methylation. The record is from RefSeq and is a predicted model, not a curated record. The transcript is spliced from 2 exons. Gene Ontology annotation, molecular function: protein C-terminal S-isoprenylcysteine carboxyl O-methyltransferase activity. Gene Ontology annotation, cellular component: membrane; endoplasmic reticulum.
CUGAACCGGAACAAACCGAACGAUUGGUUAUGCAAAACCACGAUUUAUAUAUGCCAAUAUAAACCGAUGAAUUCUGAUUAAACCGUGAGAGAACCGGUAACCCUUUACGAAGCCUUUGGUCCUUCAACGUGCUUUUUUGACCGGAAGCUCUCUAAUCUCCGUAUCACAAAUCGAACAGAAGGGAUUUCUCUGUGUUUAGAAAGGUUACCCCUUUGAUUAUUGUCCCAAGCAAAGAAUAAAGGGCGGUUUCAAGUGUAAACUUUUCUCCUCUCCUUCAAAUUUCUCGCAUUUCUCAGUCAAUUUCAAGUGGGUAUGUCUCAGAUCCUCGUUGUUAUUUUGGGUCUGAGAGUUAAACCUUGUAAAGAAUCAAUGACAGAGAUCUUUAGUGAGACUGGAUCCAGACAGUUAACACAAAUGUUCCUGGCGAUAACCUUCUUCCACACAUCAGAAUACAUUCUCGCCAGAGCCAUCCACGGACCAUCUAGAGUAACUCUAAGCUCGCUCUUGAUCACCAAACACUACGUUUUAGCAAUGCUAGUCUCACUCCUCGAGUACCUAAUCGAGAUCACUCUCUUCCCGAACCUGAAACAGCACCGGUGGAUCAGCAACUUCGGUCUUCUAAUGAUUCUCCUCGGCGAAGUCCUCCGCAAAACCGCGAUCGUCACGGCUGGCAGGUCAUUCACGCACCUUAUAAAGAUUCGACACGAGGAGCAUCACAGUCUCGUGACGCGAGGUGUGUACCGAAUCGUGAGGCAUCCGAGCUACUCCGGGUUUCUCGUCUGGUCUGUGGGGACGCAGGUGAUGCUGUGUAACCCUGUUUCGGUGGUCGCGUUCGCGGUUGUGGUGUGGAAGUUCUUUGCGGAUAGGAUACCUUACGAGGAGCAUUACCUGAAGCAGUUUUUUGGAAGAGAGUAUGUGGAGUAUGCGCAGAGGGUUCACUCUGGUGUUCCUUUUGUUAACUGAAACAUUUGUUUGAAUCGGUUAUUAACUAACGUUUAUAGGUUUGGUUGAUUACUGUAAAACAUGGAAAAUCAUGGAAAGAGAUGUUACUCAUGUUUGACAUUGAUGUAUUUGUCACUGGUGAUGAUUUGGUUAUUGAAUACAUGACUGAACUAAAGCUGAUAUUUUAUUUUAUUUUGCCUUGGA